AUGUUGGCCAUGGCCGAGGCAGAGGCUGAAGGAGGGCCAGAAUCUAACAUGGAGAAAGAUUUUGAUUCAAAGAAGAAGACCGAGCGAAACAAAUCCAGCAAUGAGAAUCCCUUGAGAUCCAAGAGCUUUGCAUUCAGGGCUCCUCAGGAGAAUUUCACAAUCCAGGACUUUGAAUUGGGCAAGAUCUAUGGCGUUGGUUCUUAUUCCAAGGUUGUGCAAGCAAGGAAGAAAGAUACAGGAACUGUAUACGCCUUGAAGAUCAUGGACAAGAAAUUCAUCACCAAAGAAAACAAAACUGCUUACGUCAAGCUGGAGCGCAUUGUAAUCGACCAGUUGGACCAUCCUGGCAUUGUGAGGCUCUUCUUCACAUUUCAAGAUACGUUUUCCCUGUACAUGGCGCUCGAGUCUUGUGAAGGUGGAGAACUGUUUGAUCAAAUAACCAGAAAAGGCCGUCUAUCAGAGGAUGAAGCUCGGUUCUAUGCAGCUGAAGUUAUCGAUGCUCUGGAGUACAUACAUGGUAUGGGAUUGAUACAUCGGGAUAUCAAGCCAGAGAACCUGCUACUCACUGCGGAAGGACAUAUCAAAAUUGCUGAUUUUGGUAGUGUGAAGCCUAUGCAGGGCAGCCGCGUUACAAUCCUCCCUAACGCAGCGUCAGAUGACAAAGCAUGCACCUUUGUGGGAACAGCUGCUUAUGUCCCCCCAGAAGUUCUAAAUUCCUCUCCAGCAACCUUUGGCAACGAUCUCUGGGCACUUGGCUGCACCUUGUACCAGAUGCUUUCUGGCAGUUCUCCCUUUAAAGAUGCAAGUGAAUGGCUAAUUUUUCAAAAGAUCAUUGCCAGAGACAUCAGAUUUCCAAACUAUUUUUCGGAAGCUGCUAGCGAUCUCAUUGACCGGUUGCUGGAUACUGACCCCAGCAGAAGACCAGGUGCCGGCCCUGAUGGUUACGCUUCCCUGAAAUCGCAUCCCUUCUUCAAGGGAGUUGACUGGAAGAACUUAAGUACACAAUCACCCCCAAAACUUGCCUUGGCGCAAAAGGAUAUUGAUGCGAACAGUGGCUCUGCAUCCUCUUCAGAAGCUGGCAACAGAAUAAGGCUAGCUUCAAUCGAGUCCUUUGACUCAAAAUGGCAGGAGUUUCUAGAGCCCGAUGAAUCCCUCCUUAUGAUCUCGAUGGUAAAGAAGAUUCAGAAACUAUCCAACAAGAAAGUUCAGCUUAUCCUAACCAACAAGCCCAAGCUGAUGUAUGUGGAUCCUUCAAAGUUGAUCAUUAGAAAAGACAUACCCUGGUCUGACAACCCUAAUGAGCUAUCCAUCCAAGUCACAAGCCCUUCACAUUUCAAGAUUUGUACUCCAAAGAAGAUUUUAUCAUUUGAGGACGCGAAGCAAAGAGCGAUGCAAUGGAAGAAGGCGAUCGAGACCCUCCAGAGCCGGUAGCUCUUCUUCUGGUCCCGACGAGGACCGUUUGGACGGACAAAACUGUAGGGAAACAGGG
Messenger RNA from Diospyros lotus (date-plum), 1489 nucleotides. RefSeq names its product 3-phosphoinositide-dependent protein kinase 2-like. Lineage: Eukaryota; Viridiplantae; Streptophyta; Magnoliopsida; Ericales; Ebenaceae. The record is from RefSeq and is a predicted model, not a curated record. The transcript has 11 exons. The coding region runs from base 1 to 1431 and encodes 476 amino acids. Gene Ontology annotation, molecular function: ATP binding; protein serine/threonine kinase activity. Gene Ontology annotation, biological process: peptidyl-serine phosphorylation; intracellular signal transduction.